Messenger RNA from Anopheles nili, 1647 nucleotides. Its product is annotated as cytosol aminopeptidase-like. The coding region runs from base 1 to 1647 and encodes 548 amino acids. The transcript has 2 exons. The record is from RefSeq and is a predicted model, not a curated record. Lineage: Eukaryota; Metazoa; Arthropoda; Insecta; Diptera; Culicidae. Gene Ontology annotation, biological process: proteolysis. Gene Ontology annotation, cellular component: cytoplasm. Gene Ontology annotation, molecular function: manganese ion binding; metalloaminopeptidase activity.
AUGUCAUUCGGAAUUUUAAGACAAAUUUUAAGGCCACAUGUGAAAUCGCUUCAGGGCCAGGCAUAUCGAUGCCUUCAACAUGAUGGCAGAAUUACUGAACAAUGUUCGAAUCCGGCAUCUCGUGGCUUAGUACUCGGUGUGUACGCCGAUGAAAAUGAUCGGCUGGACAUCGGAGUCCUCACUCCAACGGCGGCUAAGUACAAUGAGUCUUACACUAGCGGUCGCCUACUCGAACUGCUUCGAUUGGCGGGUCCCAUGCCAAAGCGUGGUGAGGUUAGAAUUUUAUACAACCUGGAACCUACGUAUUCUGCGGUCGCUGUCUGUGGACUUGGAAGCGAGUGCCUUGGUUACGAUGACGUCGAAAAAAUGGAUAUUUCUAAGGAAGCUAUUCGUAUAGCGGCUUCCAGAGGGUGCCAGGAGCUACAAAAUCUGGAAACUAGCCGUAUCUCUGUAGAGGACUUUGGCCAUGCUGAAUCGGCAGCCGAAGGUGCUCAUAUGGGGCUGUGGGUAAAUCAGGAGCUGCGCAGCGUGGAGCAUCGGGCAUUUGUUCCACAACUUCAGCUGUACUAUGAACCAGAGCUCCCAUGCGACUCGAAUGGAUGGCGAAUUGGACUGGCGAAGGCUGAGGCACAAAAUCUCGCCCGUCAGUUACAAGAAACUCCAUCGAACCUCAUGACACCGACAACGUUUGCCCAGAACGUCGUCCAGAUCCUUUGCAACUCUGGUGUGAACGUGGAGGUCAAAGUACGUGGAUGGGCCGAAAAUGAGGAGAUGACGUCAUUUCUAACGGUAGCCAAGGGAUCCUGUGAACCUCCGAUAUUUCUGGAGCUAAGCUAUUACGGAACCGACACUAAGGAGCGUCCUAUUGUCCUCAUAGGCCAAGGCAAUACCUUUGACAGUGGUGGCCUGUGUCUGAAGCCGCUCGAAGCCCUCACGGAUAUGCGAGGAGAUAUGACGGGGGCAGCCUGUGUCGUAGCUGCUAGUCGAGCCAUUGCUGCCCUUAAACUCCCCGUGAACAUUCGCGCUUUGAUUCCGCUUUGCGAGAGCAUGCUUGGUAGCAACGCCAUGAAACCAGGCGACGUUAUAACAGUCAAAAAUGGAAAGAGUAUAGAAAUAGUGAAAACGAGCAACGAAGCUCCACUCGCGCUGAUAGAUGCGCUGCUAUACGCGGAGCACUUUGGUCCGAAGUUCAUCGUAGACGUUUCCACCAUCUCUAAAGCCACCAUGGAAUCCUUUGGCAGGGUGUGUUGUGCUGUGUUCACUAACUCGGAGGAGCUUUGGGAACGCAUGCAAAACGCCAGCAUCCACACCGGUGAUCGUGUUUGGCGCCUACCGCUCUGGGAUUAUUUUACACAGCAAAUAUGCUCAGCCGAGCACGUGGAUGUACAAAACAUGGGUCAGGGCGAAGGCGCCAACAGCUGUAAAGCUGCGGCUCUUCUGCGAGAGUUUCUUCCUUGUGGAAAGUGGAUGCACAUCGAUGCGCUAAACGUGAUGAAGACGAAAGGUACCGAAUACCCGUACCUUCGUCGAGGCAUGACAGGACGACCCACACGCACGCUAAUCGAAUUUAUCGCGCAGAGUGUCGUCCAGUGUGGGGAUUGUGGUAGCAGCGGAAUCAAGAAGGAAAGUCAACAGAUGCAUCAAUAA